AUGCCAGUUAUGAACCGUGUUUUUGCAACACCUUAUCAGUCAGAAAAGACAGGAAGACUGCAAGUUUAUGACACAACUGUUACAAUUCCACCAACCAUCAAUUUAACCAUCAAGUAUGCAAAACAGCUGUUUAGAACUUCAAUCCAAAGCAUUUGGUCCGACGAUUCACGCACAUAUUCAUCAAAGGAUAAAAAACUGGAGGAUACUGUCUUUGCUGCGUACAUCUUUGAAGAAUUUAUAUUAAGCACUGCCAGAAAGCGGCUGAACGUUACAAAUCCCGAAUUCAUUGAUGUCGAUAAAGAUCUGAACUUUCGAGUUAGACGCAAUGCCCUCCAGAGAGGAGAUGACUUUCUGUUUAAUGGAAGCAGUCGGGGGAACUUUAUUAAGAUUCCCUUAGCUAAUCCGGAUAGAGAUUCCACAGUACUUGGGAUCGAAUACAACAAACUUUCUAAGUUUUUAUUAAACUAUUCAGAUGACACCGAGAGAGACAACAAAACAAAGAUACUGGACAGCGUAAUUAUGUCCGCCGUAAUAGACCCUCCGCCCAAGGUUCUACCGGAAAACGUCACAUUGGUUUUUAAGAACAUGCAGGUGAAUCGCAAAAAAAGAACAUGUGUAUUCUGGAGCUUCUCAGAAGAAAACUUUGGGAGUUGGUCAAGUGAAGGAUGUCAAACAAAGAUGAUAUCUGAUCACCAUACUGAAUGUGUUUGCAAUCAUCUAACCCACUUCGCCGUGCUCAUGGAAUUCACCGACAAUGCCGACGAAGGAAAGGAUAAAACUCGUUCGUCAGGUGAGCAUGACAAAAUACUGACAUUCGUCACUCGAGUAGGGAUGGCUUUAUCUCUCACCGGAGUCAUACUCACAAUUAUCAGCUAUCUUCAGCUCACAGAUAGAAAUUCACCUUUGUGUCACAUACGGGUUAGUCUGACUUCCUGCAUUGGAGCAGGCCAUAUCAUCUUUUUCGCUGGGAUCGACUCCACUGCAAACCAGGCUGCUUGUGUAGCUGUGGCAGCUCUUAUGCAGUAUUUCCUGAUGGCCAGUUUUUGCUGGAUGCUUGUCGAGGGGAUUUAUAUCUACUUAUUUGUUGUAAAGGUUUACAACAUUACCGAUAAAAUGCAUCGUUAUCAUGGCUUUUGCUGGGGACUGCCUGCAAUUAUAGUUGCUGUAUCUCUGGUAAUCGCUGCAGGAAAUGAUGGAAUCGAAACUUUUGUCAAUGAUGAAAACUGCUGGAUGUCCUCCUCUAACGAUGUCAUCUGGAUAUUUGUUUCCUUUGUUGGAUUCGUCUCAAUCAUUAACAUGACGAUCCUCGUGCGAGUUAUAAAGGAAGUAACAACAAUCCAACAGGUGAAGGAUAGCCCGACUGAGCAGAUCAG
This is a messenger RNA of Pocillopora verrucosa, 1373 nucleotides long. The record is from RefSeq and is a predicted model, not a curated record. NCBI's taxonomy places the organism in Eukaryota, Metazoa, Cnidaria, Anthozoa, Scleractinia, Pocilloporidae.